Messenger RNA from Ostreobium quekettii, 302 nucleotides. Lineage: Eukaryota; Viridiplantae; Chlorophyta; Ulvophyceae; Bryopsidales; Ostreobiaceae. The record is from the annotation of a GenBank genome assembly.
CCCACUACCUUGGAAUCGACGUCCACGACACAGGCCACGUUUCGCGGGAUUCGUCCCUGGAACCCGGAGUGGUGCUGGCUGUGGAGCCUGGUCUCUACAUUCCCGAUGAGGAACAAUACGGCGCCUUCCGCGGCCUUGGGGUGCGCAUCGAGGACGAUGUCCUCAUUACGAACAAGGGCCCGGUGGUCCUGUCUGGUGAGCUGCCGGUCGAGGCGGAGGAGAUCGAGGCCAUUGUGGGAUCUGGUCUGAAUGGCCUGGACUAUGCGGCGUCCUUCGAACGCUUGGCGUCCUGUGGGUCCUAG